AUGUUGACUGCAUUACUCAUUCCUUCGAAAUUUAUUGAUAAUCCAUCUCUUAUUCCAGUUUUCAAACAAAUUAAACUGAUCGAAACAAUAUUAGAAGACGUUUACUUUCCUUCAAGCUUUGCAUCCAAACUUGUUGAACGUUUUCCAUCACUUAUACAUAUUGAACUUCAAGUAAUUUCGUUCAACAAUUGCGUGUCUAUUAUUGAUACAUUUCUUAGUCACUUGAAAAAUCUAUCAUAUCUAAAAAUUGAUUAUUUUGAAGAUUCAUCACUCGAUGAUCCUUUUUCAUGUGAGGAUAUUAUUGAAAAACGUCGUCAAGCAUAUCCCAUGAAUAUUAUUAAUGAACAACUCAUUAAUGUCAAAAACAAUGGAGAAGUUAUAGAAAUUUUGUUAACAUGA
This is a messenger RNA of Rotaria sp. Silwood1, 399 nucleotides long. Lineage: Eukaryota; Metazoa; Rotifera; Eurotatoria; Philodinida; Philodinidae. The record is from the annotation of a GenBank genome assembly.